Messenger RNA from Empidonax traillii (willow flycatcher), 2565 nucleotides. Its product is annotated as probable G-protein coupled receptor 83. Gene Ontology annotation, cellular component: membrane. Lineage: Eukaryota; Metazoa; Chordata; Aves; Passeriformes; Tyrannidae. Gene Ontology annotation, molecular function: neuropeptide Y receptor activity. The transcript is spliced from 4 exons. Gene Ontology annotation, biological process: neuropeptide signaling pathway. The record is from RefSeq and is a predicted model, not a curated record. Bases 573 to 1835 code for a protein of 420 amino acids.
UGUGUCAUCUGGCAGCUGUGUAUAUCACAGGGAACACAGCGACCACUCGGCUGCUGAGCAAAGCUGCUUCACUGGAGAGUCAGAGACACUUGCAGUGGGGAAAGCAAUGGAAAAGGCAGCCCUUGCUUUUUUGAUUCUGACAAGCUCUGAAAACUCUUGGGAGACAGAAACCUGAUGGGUGAAGGACUGUGCGGAGAACCAGUAAAGCAGAUUUCCAAGGAUAAGUGGCAGAUAGAAGAACAGUGCUCAAAAAGAAAUAUUCAGUAGGAUUUCUUCAUUGGUGCAGAGAGAAAGUGUUUGGGGAUCUCUGAUAUUUCAGCCUCUGAAUCAGCUUCCGUGUGGGGUACAUGUGGGAUUAAAAAAGGACAGCAGAAGGAGAGCUCCUGGGGCAAAUCUAACGUGUCCUCAGCACAGGGAGAAGGACCCAAUUAUCAGCUCUUUUCUCUGGUUUGCAACCAUGGGGCAGAUUUUCAAAAGGCAAGUGUUCCCUCCUGCAACCACCGGCUUCAGCAGCUGAGCUGGCAGAAGGUGCAGAGGAGUGUGACGAGUGCUGGGGCCCUGCUGCCCCAGCCAUGAGCCGGCACACCUGGUUCCCCCUGCAGUAUAUCCCCAAGCCCUUCUGGAGGGUGGAGAACAACAGCACAACCAACUUCUUCUCUGCACUGUAUGGCUUCCCUAACCAGUCCUUCUUGCACAAUGACUUGGACCUGGAGGACCUGGGGGACUUUGACAGCGGGGCCAAGUAUGAGGGCGAGUCCCAGAGCCGGAUGGUGAAGGCACUGCUGAUCAUCGCCUACUCUGUGAUCAUCUGCAUCUCGCUCUUCGGCAACAUCCUGGUGUGCCACGUGGUGAUCAAGAGCAAGAGGAUGCACUCUGCCACCAGCCUCUUCAUCGUCAACCUGGCUGUUGCCGAUGUGAUGAUCACCGUUCUGAACACCCCCUUCACACUGGUGCGGUUUGUGAGCAGCACCUGGGUUUUUGGAAAGCUGAUGUGUCACAUCAGCAGGUUUGUUCAGUACUGCUCUGUCCAUGUCUCUGUGCUGACCCUUGCUGCCAUUGCUCUGGACCGGCACCAGGUGAUCAUGCACCCUCUCAAGCCACGCAUGUCCAUGGUGAAAGGAGCGAUUUGCAUCAUCAUCAUCUGGGUUAUGGCCAGCUGCUUCUCGCUGCCUCACGCCAUUUAUCAGACCCUGACAAGGUUUUAUAUUGGAAACAGAACCAUCCGAAUGGUCUGCCUCCCCAGCUUCCCUCCUCCUGCUGACCUUUUCUGGAAGUAUUUGGACUUGACUACGUUUGUUCUCUUGUAUGUCCUGCCCUUGCUUGUGAUCUCCAUCACAUACACCAUGGUGGCCAAGAAGCUCUGGCUGAGGAAUGCCAUAGGGGACCUCACCAUGGAGCAAUACUAUGCUCAUCAACGCAAGAAGAAGAUGACGCUGAAGAUGCUGAUGGUGGUGGUGGUUGUGUUCGCUGUGUGCUGGUUCCCCCUGAACUGCUACGUGGUGCUGAUCUCCUGCAGGGCCAUCCACAGCAGCAACACUCUCUACUUUGCUUUUCACUGGUUUGCCAUGAGCAGCACCUGUUACAACCCCUUCAUCUACUGCUGGCUGAACGAGACCUUCCGCACGGAGCUCAGGGCGCUGCUGUGCGUGUGCCAGCGCAGGGCCACAGCCCAGGGCCACGCUCUGCAGUCCAUCUCCCCCCACUGCCAGCAUGCCUGGGCUGAGAACUGCCGCUACAAAAGAGGCAGUGCCUGUCAGAAGGCACAGACACCCUCUCAGAGGAACUCUGCAAAGACAGACAUAUCCAGCGUGCAGCCAACUGUGGCAGAAAGCUGAACCCCUCACCUGACAGCUGGGCAGCAACAUGUUGUGACUGCAGAAUCGCGGGGGAAAUGGGGCUGGAAGGUUCUGUGGAGACCAUCUAGUCAACCUUCCUCUCAAGGCACAGGAACUUCAACCUUUGACUGGGUCCUUCAGGACCUCAUCCUGUCAGGCAUCAAAAUUCUCCAGGGAUGAACUGCACACGUGAGCUCCAGAAUGAGGGGUGUUGAAUACAUUUUUUUUUUGAACAGUCAGAAAAAAAUAAGAGAAUUUUUAACAGCACACAAAGCCCUUCGUGAUCUAAGCAAACAUGGGGAAGCCACACUGGUUAUAUACACACCACUUGUGCCCACUGUGGUUUGGCUGUUUGGGCUUUAACUUCAUAAAUUGACAUUUCUUAACAUAAAAUCUAAUUUUUUUCACUUUCAAUAACACUUUAUUUUUUAUCAGUCCUCAGGAACUGCAUCCUUAGUGGCUUCCCUGCCAGCCUGGCAGCCCUUCCCUGUUGGGUCAGUCUGUCUGUCCCUCCUGGAGUUAUCCCAUGGGCAGCAACGGCAACCCCUCGGCAGCUGUGGAACCUCGGACCCGUCUUCGUCUGAGAUGGAACCAGCCUUGUGCUGGAACAGAGCUGCAGGUUUUCAACCCAAAAGGCAGGAAACAGGAGACAUUGGCACUGGCUAAGAGAGCUCCUUUAUAAACCUUCACGUACUCCCCACUCAGUCAAACUGAGCGUCUCUGGUAGUGC